This is a messenger RNA of Ctenocephalides felis (cat flea), 2469 nucleotides long. Its product is annotated as nuclear pore complex protein Nup93-1-like. Gene Ontology annotation, cellular component: nuclear pore. NCBI's taxonomy places the organism in Eukaryota, Metazoa, Arthropoda, Insecta, Siphonaptera, Pulicidae. Gene Ontology annotation, molecular function: structural constituent of nuclear pore. The transcript is spliced from 14 exons. The coding region runs from base 1 to 2469 and encodes 822 amino acids. Gene Ontology annotation, biological process: poly(A)+ mRNA export from nucleus; protein import into nucleus. The record is from RefSeq and is a predicted model, not a curated record.
AUGGAUUCAUCAGAUUUAUCAGAUUUUAGUUCAAUUUUACAUGCCGCUGAACAAUUAGUUGGUGGCACAGGAGAAUCGAGACAUUUACCUCGGGUCGAAAGAUCUUUAGGACAAGUCUUGGAGGCUUCGCAAGAAUUGCAUUCUAGACUUGCUCAGGAAGGCACACAAGAUGUCCAAGCACAUCUGUUGCUUGGAUCAAAGGGUGUCGAUUUAACAGAAAUUUCACAAAAGUUACAUUCAUUGAGUUCGCAACGAACACUAGAACCUUUAGACCCAGUAGCCGACACAGACAUUCAAAGUUUCUUAAGAAAUGAAAAAGAAAAUGCUAUAUUGUCUGUUAUUGAAGAAGUUCACAAAAACUCAUUCAAAGAUGUUGAAAAAAGUCGCUGGGAUCAUGUACUGAGUGAAUGGCGUCAGGAAAAAUGUAAACUAAUGGGAGCCUUAAUAGGUCCUUCACAAAAUUGGCUGGAUUUAAAUAAGAGCGUAGCCAGACACACAAUCGUUCCAGACACCGCACCAACAUCUGGUCAACCGAGUAAUUUGGAUAAUAAAGAAAUGGCUUAUGCGAAAGAGAUUACUGAUUACAAUAAAUUAGUUGUGCAAGGUGCUAUGAGACCACAUUUGGUACAAAAAUUUGCAAAUUUAGCCAACAAAUUUUCAGAUACUCGAGUUGCUAACUUAUGGCAUAUAUUACGAUAUAUCACAGAAUUUUCACCACUGCCUCACACUGAGGAUCCUAUUAAAUCUCGAGUGGAUUAUGAAAAUGCUAUUGUGAAACAGGCUAAAAAAUAUUUAGAAGAUAGAUAUGUAAAUUACAUGAACUCCUGUGUCUCCCAAAAUUUAGCUCUGGCACAAAGAGGCGGCGAGCCAGGAACUUAUUCCUUGGUUAGAGCUUUUGUUAGUCUACGAAUGCAAUCAGAAGCUGGUAAUAUGCAAGGAUUACAAGACGGUGAUGUGAACGGCAGGCCUUUGUGGCCUAUGGUUUAUUAUUGCUUGCGUGCUGGAGAUCUUCAAGCUGCACAACAAUGCAUGCAGAACUCAGGCUCUGGUAAUGAAGACUUCAUACAAGUACUGGCUGAACGUAUAAGGAAACCUGAUCAAAGAGUGAGCAGUGCAUUAGAAAAUGCUUUGAGACUUCAUUACAGAAGACAUAUAAGAAAUGCUUCGGAUCCAUAUAAGAGAGCUGCUUAUUGUAUUGUCGGAGGCUGCGAUGUAGUGGAAGAGCAUUCACAAGUUUCAAGAACAGCAGAUGACUUCCUAUGGUUAAAAUUAUCUUUCAUCAACUUAAGCGACGGUCAAGGCGGAUGCAUAUCGUUUUCCGAUUUACAAAAGACAAUCUUAGAAGACUUUGGAGAAACAUACUACAAUGCCGCUGAACAUCCUUUUCUUUAUGCUCAAGUGUUAUUGCUUUCCGGACAAUUGGAAGCUGCCAUUGAAUUUUUGAGCCGAUCAAACAGACUACGCACUCAUGCUGUUCAUGCAGCAUUGGCUUUAAAUGAACUUUACAUGUUGGGAUGCCCGAGAAAUGUUCAAGCACCUUUAUUGUCUGCGGAUAUUGGGGAUCCAGUUCCAGCAAGGCGUUUGAAUUUAGCACGGCUUGUAAUGCUUUAUGUUAAAAAGUUUGAGAUAACAAAUCCCGCGGAAGCAAUGCAAUAUUUCUUCUUUUUAAGAAAUCUAAGACAUCCAUCAGGAGAAGAUCUGUUUACAAUAUGUGUAUCAGACCUAGCUAUUGAAAUUCGAGAUUACGCCUUGAUUUUUGGUAAAAUUCAACCAAAUGGCCAAAGAUCUCGCGGUCUUAUUGAUCAAUUCAUAACUACACAAAUUCAGCCGCAAGAUAUUUGUCAGUGCGUUGGGGAACAACUUGUUAAAAAGGGAUUGCUUGAGGAUGCUAUUACUGUAUUCGAAUUAGCUGAGAAUCACAACAAAGUAUUAUCUUUAUACUGCACUUUGUUGUCUCAAGUGGUCCAUCGGCCUUCACAAACCGGUUCAUUGAGAAAUCGUUUGCAAAGUGGUGCUGUUGAAUUCAAAACAAGAAUUGAGAACAGUCAAGCGCUAUGCGAUUCCGGAAAAUUAGCCAGUUUUAAUAAUAUUCUACAAAUAAUGAACUUCUUUGAUGCUUUUCAUAAUGGACAACAAUUGCCAGCUAUGGAGAUUCUGCGUGCAUCUCACUUAUUGCCUUUAACACUGAUCGAAGUAGACGCUUGUGUGCAAACCUUUAAAGAAUUAAGUUCAGAAGUUUGCAGGAUAAUCCCCGAUUUAUUAUUAGCUGCCAUGGAUGUUAUUUACAAUCAAUAUAUCACAAUCAAAACAGACACUAAAGGAACACUUGAUAAAUUAAACCGGGAUAAGCAACUCGAGUAUUACAGAGACCAAGCCAAAGCCUUAACAAACUAUGCUGGAACAGUUCCAUACAGAAUGCCAGGGGACACAAAUCAAAGAUUAGUUCAAAUGGAGAUCUCGAUGUACUGA